This is a messenger RNA of Cucurbitaria berberidis CBS 394.84, 1490 nucleotides long. RefSeq names its product MFS general substrate transporter. Lineage: Eukaryota; Fungi; Ascomycota; Dothideomycetes; Pleosporales; Cucurbitariaceae. The record is from RefSeq and is a predicted model, not a curated record. Gene Ontology annotation, molecular function: transmembrane transporter activity. The transcript has 3 exons. The coding region runs from base 1 to 1131 and encodes 376 amino acids. Gene Ontology annotation, biological process: transmembrane transport.
AUGAACGAAUUCAAUAGCAUAGGAAACGAUGACAACAGAGAAGAAUAUGUGCUUCCAGACGGUGGUUAUGGCUGGGUCUGCGUAGCAGCAUGCUUUACGAUCAAUUGCUUUACCUGGGGCACCGUCUCGGCAUAUGGCAUCUAUCUCUCACAUUAUUUGGCCGACGAUGUUUUUCCUGAAGCAACGACAUGGGAUUAUGCUUUCAUUGGCGGCUUCAACUUCUCGAUAGCGAUGCUUAUAGCGCCCGUUGUUACCAUUCUUACUCGGAGGUUUGGGAUACACACGACAAUGCUUGCUGGAUUGGUCUUCCAAAUCGGAGGUUUCAUUGCAGCUUCAUUCGCGACUCGAAUAUGGCAGCUGCAUAUCUCUCAAGGCAUUCUCAUCGGCUGUGGCAUUGGAUUCCUAUACAUCCCCAGUCUUCCCAUCCUUUCUCAGUGGUUCGUUCGACGCCGUAGUCUAGCCAAUGGGAUUAGUGCUGCCGGAUCUGGCGUUGGCGGUGCUGCCUUCGCGUGGGGCACUGAGGCUAUCAUUCAACAUCUGAAUAUGAGCUGGGCUUUACGCAUCACCGGGAUCAUCGCACUCGCCGCCAAUUUCGCCGCAAUCAUAGCAAUACGGGACCGGAAUCAUGUCAUCCAACCAUUUCAGCUUGCAUUCGACACUAAACUCCUUCAACGAUACGAUGUGAUAUUACUGCUUUCCUGGGUGUUCAUUAGCAUGCUGGGAUAUGUUACGCUGCUCUUCUCUCUAUCCGACUUUGCCUUAUCCAUAGGUCUCACUAGAGCCCAAGCUACAGACGUGAUCGGGCUGUUGAAUGUGGGCACUGCAGUCGGACGACCAAUUAUUGGCAUACUCAGCGACCGAUGGAGCCGAAUCGACACAGCCGGUGUUUUAACCCUGUUGUGUGGUCUUUCAUGUUUUGCUUUCUGGUUGCCUGCUACAUCUUUUGGACUCACUGGGUUUUUUGCAAUCAUUUGCGGGGCUGUCGUUGGGGUUUUCUGGAUGACUAUAGGUCCGCUCUGUGUCGAAGUUGCGGGGAUAAAGAACUUGCAGUCACUACUGUCUCUCUCAUGGGCGACAGUUAUAAUUCCAGCUACGGGUAGGGUUUACCCACUAUUCUUAUGGACGUUGUAACUAACAAUAUUGCUUAGUAUCUGAAGGCAUUGCCUUGAAACUUAGACGGCCUUCUUCCUCGAAGCAGUAUCUUUAUACCCAAAUUUUCGCUGGUAUUACGUAUGUACUCGCAAGCUUCUUUAUCUUCCAACUUCGUAGAGUAAAGAGUCGCCAAACACAAAAUCAUCCGGCGUAGAGACUCGGACAAUGUCUGAGCUAUUACAAUAGUUAUUUUGCAUUGUGACGAGUCUUGCUUGCUGCGCGACUUAUUCAACCGCCUUUUCAUAGCAAUAGAUGCUUCGAGCUAGGAUAUGCACCACCGACAGGGUCUCUACUUUGUAGGAUGUGCAUAGUCUCGCACGAACCAAUUUGGGCUCGAA